UGUGAAAUUGUGAACCAAAACAAUUCUUCCGGAUUUUUGUGCGUUGCGGUGUACUUUCUACAGUUUUUACUUCAUCAGUGCUUUACAUUCAGACACCUUUUUCAAAAUGAUGCGCUACGAAGGAAACGAAGAGCUUGCGGACAAAUCCGCAUGUGCCGGCGUCCGGGCGGACCUGAAAAUGUGUUUACUACAAAGUGAUUGCUGCAAAAAGGAAAAGAAAACUCCCCGAGAGUGUCUCAAUCGCACCGAUGGAUCCGUUCCUAACGAAUGCUUUGUUUUGCGGAAUACGUUCUUCGAGUGCAAAAGAUCCAUGCUCGAUAAUCGGCAGAGGUUUCGUGGCAGGAAAGGUUACUAAAAGUUAUAAACGAAUUCUAGGAGGUGAUUACAUUUUGUUUUGGAUCAGUUAGAACAACCCAUAAUAAUGUUAGUGUGAAACCUUGUGCUUAAAAUAUAGCUUAAUCCCAAUCCAAGCUCACGUU
Molecule: messenger RNA, 479 nt
Organism: Anopheles coustani
Lineage: Eukaryota; Metazoa; Arthropoda; Insecta; Diptera; Culicidae
Product: cytochrome c oxidase assembly factor 5
Exons: 3
Coding region: 107-355 (82 amino acids)
Biological process (GO): mitochondrial respiratory chain complex IV assembly
Cellular component (GO): mitochondrion
Source: RefSeq, a predicted model, not a curated record